AUGGAGAAGGAUGAAUUCUACACUGAAGAAGGACAUACCUUUGUGCGGUCCCUGUCACAGUUCAUUCGCCAGCAUGAGAAAGCCUUAGCCAACAGUCUGCAACUGUCAGUACAAAGGAGGCAGUCUUUGUCGGCGCUGAAUGCCCCAUCGACGCUGGUCUCCGGCCUCGCUACGAAGACCUCAGGUUCGUCAAAUGCAGCAGCGAACCCUCUGGCAGCGGCUCUGUCCUUCGCGGGUCUCAGUUUCAAGUCGCAUUCUAUGAAGUCGCCACAUCUCAUUCUGACGCCCCACCACCUCUUCUUCCUCCUGUCCAAGAUAGAGGAGCUUGAUGUAGAUGUUGGUCCGAUGAACGUGCGCAUCGAGAGCCUGCACGGCGACUCUUCCGCAGGCAACUAUGUAUCGUUUCUGCAAGGGCACAAAGGUCUGCGGACGCAGUCUGAUCGUGACUCAGUCCACUCGGUCUCGAGCAUGCGCAGUGUCAUGUCCAGCAUGACCACUUUUUGGUCCUCACUAAGCCUGAUGCACAGCACCUCACGAACCGAGAAGGCAAAAGCGCAGCAAGCGGCGGACCUGAAGUACUUGUAUUCGGCAUUCACUAAAGUCCCGUCUCUGAAGUUGGUCGCGGACUCCAGGGCACCUCUUAUUCAAGGCUUCGAGGAGUUUCCAUUUGAUACUGCAGUGCCGCUUUACAGCUUCAAGAACUUGCAGCAACUGGACAUAAUCGACAUAGACUUCCGCUCGUUCCACGGCUGGGAUCGACUUUCGGAGCAGCUAACAUUACUUACUGUCAAGAGAGCCAAUCUCGACGACCCGGCUGAACUGUUGACCGACAUAGUACUUGACGACGCUGAGCAAAGGCGCCGAAGAUCUACCAAAGGCGGCAGAAGCUCACCCACGCCAGCCUCAUCGUCGUGGACUGUACCGUCCACGCCACGUGGUGAUUAUACCGGUACGCGUUCCGAUCCAGGUUCUCCAGUGAGCGAAAGCCCCAAGCCCCAAGACUCAGUACUUUCGAAGGAUGCGACCAUACUAGCAGGCAGCGUGUCCCCCAAGCGACCAAGUGUCGUGCGACCGGCGACUUCGUACAAGCAUGUCCGAAGCUAUUCGACAAAGGCCAGUCGUUCUGGCUCGGGCAGCUCUAAUUCCAGCGAGUACUCGUCCUACCCGUUUCGCUCGAAUAGCAGCUCCAGUCUACUGAACCUGCAUGUGCUUCCCAGCACCAAGUGGCAACGACUGAAGUAUUUGUCUCUGGCAGAUAAUCGACUGAGCUCGAUUUCCGCCAAAAGCCUGGCACCUGUCGCGGCCACACUCAGAUCACUCAAUCUAUCCAACAACCUCUUUACAGAGAUUCCUGAUGCACUAGCCUGCCUGACCAGACUGAGCUCCCUGGACUUGUCGAACUGCAUGAUCGGGUCAUUGCAGUCGCUGACCAAGAGUCCAUUGCCUGCGAUCACUACCAUAAAAUUGAAGUCCAACCGGCUUACGUCGUUGGCUGGUGUAGAGCGAAUGCUAUCAUUAGAGAAUAUCAGCGUUCAAGACAACCAUCUGAAGGACGUCAUGGAAGCUGCUCGACUUACAGCACUUCCAAACCUGCGUAGGGUCUGGAUCAAGCACAAUCCAUUCACCAAGACCACCAAUAACUAUCGUGUCCAGAUUUUCAACCUCUUCCGGACUACAGCUGGGUAUUCAGAGGACAUUGUCUUGGACGAUUACUCACCAGGGUACACAGAGAAGAAGCAAUUGGUUGAGCGAGUGCCAGAAAAAGAGCCUCGAACAAGUCAGACGAUCGUACAGAUCGCGGAGCCUGUUGUCGUGCACGAUGAUGCUCCUGCUCAGGAGCAGCGCGAGGGGGCAGACAUACACAAGGCUUCUACACGACGGAGGAGGACCGCCAGGCGCAGGAUAGUGGAUCUAGCGCAUGACGAGGGUCGUUGGGAGCCUCAGGCCGAGAUCAAGGUCGUCUCCAGACCGUCAGACGAUAUCAGGAGACCUUUGGACAUGGCGACCGUCGAUCAGGACCACACCGCAAGCAGAACUCGAUCUGCCUCACAACCGGCAGACGUCAGCGUCGCACUCACUAUGCCGGGUACUGAUGGCGUUGCUGGGACAGAGCCAUCACGCGCAACUCACGACAGCACGUACCGAGAUCAAGCCGAAGCUUUGAGGCGCGAGCUGGGCAGCACUUGGCUUAGUGCUUUAGAGAGUCAGAACUGGCACGGAAGCCAUCAUCUGGACGUCCAAAACAUGCAAUCUAUGGGACACCCGCCCAGCCUUCAUCGCGCAAACACCGUGGCGGUUGUAACUGGGAGGACUCUGGGGUGA
This is a messenger RNA of Cyphellophora attinorum, 2322 nucleotides long. Its product is annotated as putative leucine-rich repeat-containing protein. The transcript has a single exon. The coding region runs from base 1 to 2322 and encodes 773 amino acids. Gene Ontology annotation, molecular function: protein kinase binding. Gene Ontology annotation, cellular component: cytoplasm. The record is from RefSeq and is a predicted model, not a curated record. NCBI's taxonomy places the organism in Eukaryota, Fungi, Ascomycota, Eurotiomycetes, Chaetothyriales, Cyphellophoraceae.